Molecule: messenger RNA, 657 nt
Organism: Phytophthora megakarya
Lineage: Eukaryota; Oomycota; Peronosporomycetes; Peronosporales; Peronosporaceae
Source: the annotation of a GenBank genome assembly
AUGAAAACAAAGAUCGCCACUCCCCCAAUCCUCCGCCAUUUCGACGAGACGAGAACGCCGGUACUUAUCGUAUAUGCCACGUUCGCCAGUCGCACCUUGAAGACGAACGAGUUGAAUUACAAUGUGACUGAGAAGGAGGUGUUGGCACUGCUGAAGAUCUUGGAUCUCUAUUACAAUUUGCUAGUAGGGCGUGAGAUCCGGGUCCUAACGAGGCAUUCCACGUUGGCCUGGCUGUUCAAGUCGACGGGAUUAAAGGGUCGCCUAGGCCAUUUGUCUGCCCUCCUGGCCCCGUGGACGCUCGAAAUCACGAAGUGCACGAAGGGCGAGGACGGGAUACUGGGAGCGAUGCUGCCAGCAUCAUAUCGAGACGAGGAACUAUGGGUGAUCAGCUUUGACGGAUCCGCUCGAGUUAAGCGUGGUGGGGGCGCGUUCAGCGCGAUCAGUCUGCCCGGAUGGGAGGUGGUCAAGGCCAGAUCAGGCUAUCUUGAGAGCCUCACCGUGAACGAAGCAGAAUAUAACGGCCUGAUCCUGGGACUCGACAUGCUAGAGGACCUGGAUCGCAAACGCCUGGUAGUCUGCGGUGAUUCCAACUUAGUGAUCCGACAAGUACGGGGUGAGAUCGAUUGCAAAGCACCCGGACUGACGUUAUUGAAGUAG